ACAUCCAGUCAAAUAAUACACACAGUGGUGAUAAGAUAUAUCAAUAAAUUUCUAAAAAAAUAAUUAUGAGAAGAGAAUUUAAUCAGAAAUAAUAAAGUCAAAAAAACUCUGUCUCAAAUAUUUCACGUAAACAAAAUCAGCAAUUAAAUCAUCAAAUAAAUUGCAUUGAGAACUCAAUUGAUGUUCAGAAACAAAAUGAAGCGGUCACAAUUCAAGAAUUUAUUUCUGAUGCUAAUAAUUUUAUUGGCACUAUCGGUUACGGUAAAUGAGGCGCGCGGUGGACGUCGUGGCGGUUCCUUUGGAGGUAUAUUUGGCAGUUGGAGGAAAUACAAAAAACCAUCGUCAGGAGGUGGUAGCUCGCGCCGCGUAAUAAGUGGUUCACCAGUACAUACAUCUGUUACAAAAAUGAUGAACCAAAAUGUUGGUAGUCACAAUAGUCACCGGAAUCACCACAGUGGCCAAAAAAAAAUACAUGCAAGCUAUCCACGUCAAGAAGGUGUAAUUUAUCAUCACAAUAGUGGCAAUCUUCAAUUCCAUACACCCAAUGGUAGAACGGAUUAUCAUUUACCAGCAGGUAGCAGUUAUCAUACAAAUCAAGCUGCACUUCCGGUUGGUGCCGUCUAUUAUGCACAGCCGCCAAGGCAUUCAUCAACAGGCGACCUCAUAUUCGAUGCUAUGGCUGCGCAUGCAAUCACACGUGCCGUAGUCGGAAACCAUGGAUACCACCAUCAUCACUACCAUCAUCAUCGCUAUCCACAAAAUAAUGAAGGCGCAACAGAGAGCAACAAUAGAAUUAUAAUAAUUAACAACGAAAGUAGUGCACCAAGUACAACCGACCAACAUUUAUGGCCGACAGACGGUGAAGUGCCUUUAGCACCGUUUAAUAACUCAGUGUUAUUAGAUGUUAAAAGUAAUAUCGACUCAGUUUUCGAGCAUAAACCAGAAUCACAGCAACCAAACAUAUUUUCCCCUUCAAUGCCAACAAUGGGACAAUUACCCGCACAACCGCCAACACAAGAAUUUGCUGCACCAGCUGAACAAAUACCUACUCAAAACGAACAUGUACCACAUGAAGGUGAAAUACCACCCGGUGGUAUAAUUUGUGUGCCAAUGCAAGUUCCAGAAGCUGAUCCAAACGAUCCAACGAAAACUAUUAAUGUUUUAAAAACUGCUUGCUUCCCAGCACCAUCAGUACCGACAGAAGAACAUCAUGGUCAACGACAUCGUCAUUGUGUCAUGCGUACAGUAACAGAAACCGAUCCGGAAGAUGCCACAAAAACAAUUGAAGUGCAAAAGGAAGUUUGUGUAGUAAGAAGAAGAAAAGUAACCACGCAAUCUCCAGAAGUUGCCGGCGAUAUCGUCGAAAAUGGAAACACAACAACAACACCAACAUCAGAAACCACGCUACCUAUGCUUAGAGUAUAAUUCAAGCCAAUGACUAUAUAUAGUGUACUUUAUAUACAACAUUCAUGUGUAAAAUGUUCUUUAAAAUCAACAUUUUUAAAAGUUAAAGUAAAAAAAAUAAAAUAAAAUUAAUAAAAUUUA
Teleopsis dalmanni is the source of this 1545-nucleotide messenger RNA. RefSeq lists its product as uncharacterized. The coding region runs from base 181 to 1425 and encodes 414 amino acids. NCBI's taxonomy places the organism in Eukaryota, Metazoa, Arthropoda, Insecta, Diptera, Diopsidae. The record is from RefSeq and is a predicted model, not a curated record. The transcript is spliced from 3 exons.